AUGGAUCCUCCGCAGGAGGAUGGCCGGGAAGAGGGCGUCUGCGCCAUCUGCCAGGAGCUCCUGAAGGAGGCUGUGAGCACCGAGUGCGGACACCGCUUCUGUCGAGGGUGCCUGGCUCGGCACGUGGUGAAGGCCUCGGCCUCCGGAGUCCUCUGCUGUCCCUUGUGCCGGAAGCCCUGUUCCGAGGGGGUGCUGGGGCCGGGCUACCUCUGCUCCAGCCACCAGAAGAAGGUGUGCUCUUUCUGUGAGGAGAGCAGACUUCUUGUGUGCAGGGAGUGCCUGGCGUCUCCUGAGCACCAGGGGCACAGUGAGCUGGCCGUUGAGGACGCGGUCAACCACUACAAG
Molecule: messenger RNA, 345 nt
Organism: Leptonychotes weddellii (Weddell seal)
Lineage: Eukaryota; Metazoa; Chordata; Mammalia; Carnivora; Phocidae
Source: RefSeq, a predicted model, not a curated record